AUGUACAUCCCAGUUCCUCCAAAAGAACUACAUCUGGCCGUAAAUGAUACUCUGCUCACCAACGCCGCGGACAACUGCGGCCAUGAAGAGGAGGCAGUUGACGAGAAUACCAACGAGGAGGAGGGCUGUGGGCAGGUCACCAACUGGAUCGAGAUUGACGAUCCUGUGCGAAUCACUUGCAGCAGUGAGCCCUCGUUGCCAGAAGCCCAGCUUGAAUGGCUAGUAAACGGGGAGGUUCCGCAAUUCGACACCUACAGGGCGGUCGAUCUGCCAGUUUACCAGUUUCCGUUGAGGUCCGUCGGGGACAGCUGUCAGUGUGGCCAUGUCUGCGGCGGUCGGGAGCAGGCGACUGACAUGACGCGACAGUUGAAUCACGGCGUGGUCGUCCGGUUGAGGACAUAUACGGUGAAGAUAUGCGGCAUGGCGAAUAAUUCAGAGAAGUUGUAAGCAAUUACAAUUCAUGUAGUAAUUUACAUCUUUCCCUCAGUAACCCCUUUGGACUUAAAUAUGUUUUUGCCUCAGCACGCUUUUUUCUACUUAUGAUGAUAUAAUGGAACAAGUAAGACUGCGCCAAAUGGAAACGAAGUUUGGGUGGAACUACUCCCCCCAAAGCGAUAAUGCAGGUCUAGUCGGCUGGAUUUUGCAACAACCACUGACUCCGGUUCAUAUCUAAGAACUGUAAUGAUACUGCGUGCUCGAUCUUCAAACACAUCUUAUGUAUACGUAAUCAAUCAAAAGAAUAUUCGAAGUCGACACUAGAAAGCCAGUAAAAAGGGCACGUUCAUCCAUGUAUAAACAUUCGAAUAUAAUCAACUUUUUUCAACCAACCUGCAUUGAGAAAAAUAUUUACUUUGGUCAUUUCAAGCGGUGUUUCUAAAGCGUUGCAUUCUUGGGUCUGCUUUUGAAGCACAAAUUCGAGAUACUUCUGCAUAAAGAGUAUAGAAUUAACGGCAUUUUAACUGCCCGCUGCUAGCGAGUGCUUUGAUUUCAUGUCAAGUGUGAAAAUUUGACGCAAUAUUUUGAAUAGUUGAAAUCCUCAUCUUAGAAUGAGUAUUGGUGAAUAAACUCUACUUUCAGAUUUCGGUCAUCUUCUACAAUGUUGCGUUCUCAUCUGCUCGUAAUCUAUUAGGAAAAUUACUAGGGUGCGUACGACUGAAAAUGUUUUGUUAUACGCAAGUGAAAUAUACACUACGGAGAUUCCGAUCGCUUGGUUUUACUAUGCAAAGUAGGGCUGAUCUUGAUGAAAAUUGAAUUUAGCUGAAAAGAAUCGGUGGAGGGCAAUCUGGGGGGCAGGAUAUCCAACGACAUCUCGGCUAAAAACUGGGAUUUCCUCUCGAGCACUUGUGUCCAUCUUCUGGACCAUGCAUACAUAAUUAAAGCCUACAGCAGCAUUCACCGUGUUACAAGAGCAUUGGGAUGUCUUGGGUGCGUCUUCUCAGGCAUUUUUAAAUAACUGUACACACACAGUUGCAUACUGCUUGGCUGCUAAUGCCCGUGAAAUACGAAAACACCAUGACUUAUUUCAUAAAUAUUCUGGACAUUUCUUGCAAAUUCAAGUAAGUCGUACGCACGAUGAGGCUUGAAAAACCAGUUCGUCAGACGAACCGAGGCCUUACUCAGGAGCAAAAGAGGACUGAAUGAUCAAAAUUAAAAAACAGCCCUGAAUGGGAACCUCUCAAAAUGAAACAGCGGUGGGUUCGAAUGUCCCGCUUGUAGCGUAAAAUCGAGUGCAGUAAACAGAGGAACCACAUGGACUGAAGCACCUCGAAUGAGGUCAUAAAGUUGUGGAAAUUAGGCACGAGUCCCAAGGAUCGAUUUCAAAGUCCGAGCCCUGUCUGCUGAACGGGCUGUUCUAAUGGGUGAACUCGUGUGUUUUUCGUGGUAGCAAACACAAAAAAAUUCUUUAAAAGUCAGGUUGGAAUCCAAUCCCUUCACAAUGAGGAUUUCUAAUAAGAGAUUCCUGCGAAUUUGUCUAUAACUCAUAAGAAAGCGGUCCGGAUCCGUUAGCGAAGUUGUUAGUGGAAAAGAGCUUUGAAGUCCAAACAUUUUCGUGGUUCGCCGUUGGACUCUUUCAGGACUUAAAUCUCGAAUCGACCGCCGUCAUCAGGCUUAUAUGCUGCAUUCCGAAUGCGACCUCCCAAAUAUCCUGAAUACCCGAGAGAAAUGGUCUUCAUCACAAUCCAUAAAUACUCGCUUGAUGACGUUCAGUACGAGGACUGCGAUUUUGCCACUCCUGAAUUUUCCGUCACCCCACCGAGAUUCUUCGGAGUCUCCAGGUCUUGUAAUGCUACAUCAUCGAGAAAGUAGUUUAUUUUGUUUGCAGAGCUGUCUGGGUAGUCUAGGCGAAUUCCGGUAAAGUUACCAACGUAAAACGCAUGAGUCGGAAAUCUGACCACUACUCCAACCGAUUUAGGUUGAUCUGCAGGUUAUCGUUGUCGUCUAAGCCCCGACUUACAUUCCAGGUCCUCAUACCGCCCGCAAGCAUUGCUGCCUUGCAUUCUAAAUCAUUUGUGCGGGCAUCCGUGCAUACUGGGAACGAAAUUAGUUCCGUGGCAGAGCCCGCGGGAAUCCCACUCUUGACUGCAGCUGGCUUUUAUUUUUAUCGACCGCCGUAAACAACCUGGCGCCGACCCACAAAGACGUUUUUGAUCCACUUCGGGAAGUUAUUUCUAAUUUAUACUCUUUUUAACCUGCACGACAGUAUUUAGUGCGGCACAGUUACGGGGCAUUUUGGAGGCAAUGAAGGCGAUGCGAACCGCGUGCAUGUCGUCGAUAGCUCGGGUACAGUCCUGGAGAGAUUGCAGCAGAUUUUUCGUCUUUUCCUGAACGAAUGUUGACAGCUGGAUAUCAAGUCGCGGACUCCGAGGAGCUAUCUAUCCGCUCUUCAUGAUCUCCAUACAUUUGCGAAGAAUGCCUGUCAAACUUAUGACCUGUGAUUUGUCAUCUUCGCCAGGCUAACGCUCUUGUAUGGGGGAGUUAUAUACGCCGACUUCCAAUGGAUUGGGAAUGUUCCGGUGUCAAAUGAUCUUUGAAAGAGCGUCGGCUGAGGUAUAGAAUGCUCGCUGGCAGCCAUACCUUCAACGCAAAGUUUCCUAUUACCGUCAGUCAUACGGUUUUCCCCCAUGGCUAAUGCCAACCAGUCAAGAGAACGUUUACGACAUAUCCAAGUAACUACGAGGCCUGAUUUUGGUUAAUUCAGAUGUAAUAUUGUCUUGGUUGUAGACUUUCCACCACUUCAGAGCUUCUCCUUACUGUUCAAUCCGCCUCACUGGACCAGGUGGAUGUUUGCUGUCGCCUUCGAAACAUGGAUGACUUCCUUUUAAAAAGCCCAUUUCGACAAAUUGCACAUUCGGAAAACAAUGAUACACAGAGAACUACCUGUGGAUUAAAUUCAAGAUUCAUUCUACUUCGAGUGCACAGUAGGUUCACAGGUUUUUGAGAAUUUUGCUUUAGAUUUCACUUAUUCUUCUUAUCUGUUCUUCAUUUUUGACAUCAUAUUUUGCAGUCCAUGUCUCUUGCGGCCGGAUCAAUUGAAUUUGAUUGUAAACAGUCGAAGGUUUUGAUUUGAAUUUGGACCGCGCCCAUGGAAUGUCCCAAAAGAACAUAUAUAUAGUUUAGAUAAUGGUACUUUCGAUGCAUAGCAAAAUAAAUUCCGCUUUUGAAAUGUGAUGAUAUAUAGGUAGGGCAUUUGCUUGUUUCGUAAAAAUCCGUUUUCAAUUGCUGUUUGCUCUGUUUUAAACAUUGCUGACGAAGAAAGUCAAUGGGAUCGGAAACAUUGGUGAUUGAGUGCCAGUUUUGUAGCUUGAACGUUAUAUUUUAUGUAUCGUUAUGAAUGGUCUGUUGAACAAGGAAAAUAUUAUAUGAAAUCUAUGGUCCCAAUCCAUCCCCUUCGAUAGAUCUCACGAAGAUGUCGUCUUUUGCACGAUGAUGAUGUGUGGGUUUGCCGUUUACCUACAAAUAAACCACUUGAACUUUAAAAACCUCCCGAAUGCUUGAGAUGACGGGAUGUCGCGGCGAGUUAAUGUAAGUGAAGCCGGCCACAACAGCGUCGUAAUGAAUGAUGCAAUCAUUGCACUUAAAGUAGGCGGGCUAAAUCAUGAAAUGCGUUUUCGUUUCGAAAAGAUUAAUUAAGUAGGGUUGUAAAAUAAUCAGUCUGCAGUAUAAUUCUAUAAUAAUCAAGUUACCUCAGGAUGCCGGCUUUCGAAAGGACCUCCUCCCGGCUGCAUGCAAAAACUAGACUCUGUAGAGAAGGACUACUUAUGUAACGUGCAUUUUUCUCUUUGAUUUUCGAUGCCGCUAAAAUUCCAAUCACAGUUCAUGGAAAACAUGCAUAACAAUAUUCAUUCACCCGCCCAUUCGGUAGAAAUUUACGCCUUCAUUCAAAUUUUUGCUCGAAAGAGGGACAUUAUUCGGUCUUAAAAAGUUUCUAAUUGUGAGACUUUUGAAUACCGUGAAAUGCUCGUUCAUAAAACGUCUUGUCUCUGCAUUUACCAAUGUGGCUUGUAAAGCUAACAAUAUGGAUCAAAUCCAUUGCUAUAUUUUAUGAACCCUCUAUGGUCUCCUUUUAAUACCGUAGAGAAAUGUGUGUUUUUCCGCACGCGGAAAAUGCAUGGCUUGUAGUAUAGAAACCCUGAAUGCAAGUGUGACGGCAAAACGAGUUCAAGAGUUUUCGGAAGUUGGAAAAGUUUUUAAAACCAAAUAUUACCCUUUUUGGAAUAUAAAAUUGAAAGAAGGCCUAAUGUUCUACCGAAUGAGCGGAAGAAUGCAUAUUUUUAUGCAUGGUUUUAGUAUAAUGUAAUUAGACUUUUAGGGGCAUCGUAAGUCAAUGCGUAAAAUUCAUGCUACAUAAAUAGUUCUUUUUGGCAGAGUACAGUUUUUGCAUGCGGCAUGAAGGAAGUUAUUUCGAAAGGCGGCAUCCUGAGGUGACUGAAUUAUUUUAGAUUGUUACUCCGGUCUGAUUAGUUUUACAAACCUACUUAAUUAAUCUUUUCGAAACUAAAACGCAUUUCGGAAUUCCGGUUGACAUUUCAUAAGUUAGCCCACGUACUGUAGUUAUAAAAUAGACCAAACUUUUAUUUCUGACAAAUUGGUUCGCUGUACCACAAUGUCAUGCGGAACGUCAGAACCCCUGUACGUUUAAUUUUGGCGGUCGGCUACAUCAUUUAAUUUUAAUACAGUUUCAAUGUUUGUUCAGGCCAGACUUUGCAUAUGAAUUUUCCUAUGUCAGCUCUCUAAACUACAGGGGACGCUUGUUUUCGAGAGUAGCAUCAAGCAAAUCCUCACCUAUCAGAGUGUUUAUACAUUAGCGGGGCCAAACCCCAGAGGAGUAUAUGAAACCCUGCUGUCCGAAACGAAUUGUAAAUAUAGUUUCACUCAAAACCCUGUUAAUGAUCAGAAUGACGCUCUGCUGAUCUUGAUCAGCAUAACAGCGGAUCUAUACCGAAGCCUCUAGAAGUUACUUUAGGUAAAUGAAAUGGUUGAUCUCAAUGUCUCUUGGUUUUUUUUUAAUGGGAUCCAUAGGCUACUUUCGAAGACUGAAGGUGCAAAGAAAAUUUAAAUUAUGCUGGAGGCCCAGUCUUACCGUCAUGCCCCUUAUGCUAUCUUUCCGUGGUUACUGCUGCCCUUUUUGCUGAUCGAAAUUGCUUCCACUCCACUAGCUUUGCCGCGCCUGCGAAAACUAACCAAAUUUGCUUGUUAACCUCUAUCUAACUUUGUGACUUUCAAGAAUUCCAGCCGUUUUUGGGAUACCAUUAGGCUCCUCAUAGUAGCGUACCUGUGUUCGAAUGCAUUCUUCUGAGAAUUACGACUGUUACUAUCAUAUUAAUUUGCUGAAUUAUUUACGGUACCGCAAUUAAGGAUUUCAGGAUUAAAUGGUGAUAGUUAUCUUCUAAGUGAGAUCAAAACGCAACUGCAUAAAUGUCGUCUAUAGGCCUGCUCAACUUUGAUACGAAUUACAAGACCGGUGGGGGCAGAAGUUUUUAGAAGAAACUGUGUUUGUAUCGCAUUUUCUCUAGGUGGAGCAUAACAUGACGAUAAGUAAUUAAAAACUAGAUGACAAAGCUAAAACCUAGUUCUGACAUUCGAUAUGCAAAUAUACGGAAAAUAAUGCUAUUAAAACACAAAGGAUGUAUUAUUCAUAUAAACACUAGUUUGGUUUAGAAUGUUGAAAGUCCGAGUCACACAAAGAGAGUUCACUGUUGUCUAGAAUAAAAUGGACUUAGGAUUAAAGAAUGAAAAUAGAACAUAGCUUGGUAAAGGACCAAACAGUUCCUCAUCUACUUAUUUAACGCAAAAUGCAAACGGUAAAAUUAAAUUAUCAGGCUUAGUAAAAUCGCUGGAGUAUGUCGUAUUUUUCAGCAGAGAAAAAUUUGCUUGGUGAUCUCAGAAGCUCAUCACUGCUGGGUCUCAAAUCUGGGAUAAAUUUAAUCCCAUGAUUAAUUUGAUUGUUGUGUGCAGUAGAUUUUGUUCCCGUUAACUGUAAGCCCCAUGUUUUCCUUCGGUUGUUGUUUCUCAUCUCAAGGGAAAAAUAUUGCAGCCAGUGGAGGUACCUGGUGCCUUUAUAUAAGAACAUUGUUUUAAAACGUUGUUUCUCCAAUCUCUCGCUUAAAAAGACUACGGAAGCAAGAGAUAUUAAUGCAGACAUACCUUGACUUUUGGACAGAUUUACUAAUUUUAAGGAUGCUGCAUUGUGCUGCUGAUUCGGUAUUUUACUGCGACUCUGAGAUUCGACUAAAAAAUCUUUUCAGUUUUUUUAAAAACGAAAAAAAUAAUUCCAAAAUCUAGUUGACUCUAAUUUUGAAAACAGCUAUUUGAUUCCCUUUUCAAGUAUUUAAAUGUAUAAAAUGUCAUGUAACUUUGAAUUAACUGCUAAAAGAUAAAUAAUAUCUGUGCUGCAGAGCACCUUGGUUGAAUUUCGUUAAUUGUGUAAUUAUAAUGGUUUUGGAUAUUUUGGCAUAAAACGGGUUUGCUCGACAACAAUCGCAAUUUUGCCGUUCAUAUUUCGAAAAUUCUCGAUGAAAGCGCAGCCUAGUCCUCCAGCCACUUGUUUGUUUUUAAAGCGAUCACAACUUGCCAUAUGCAUCAACUUACUGUUUUUAAUUUAGCUAUCCGAAACGUAUCCAUACAGUUUUUGGACGCUGGCGUUCUCCGCGAAAAUAACUCUGCUAAGUUCCGAUGUGCCGUUAAACCCGAACCUACAAAGGAGCAAAGUCUGGAAUUCCAGUAA
Messenger RNA from Spirometra erinaceieuropaei, 7225 nucleotides. Lineage: Eukaryota; Metazoa; Platyhelminthes; Cestoda; Diphyllobothriidea; Diphyllobothriidae. The record is from the annotation of a GenBank genome assembly.